AGCAUGAUGGGAGUCGUAGUAAGAAGGACUGUGGUGGCGUUGAGGGCAUGUCCUGUAAACCCUCCAAGAAAAGCUUGCAGAGGACAAGGUUCUGCGGGGAGAGAGGCUCAGAGCAUUCUGGAAAGUGGAGUCCAGUGGGCUUAGUAACAGAUUCGUGGGGGGAGCCGAGGUUCCGGGAAGGGGCUGAGCAGGCUUGAAAAGAGAUUGUGACUGUACCUUUUAAUUUUGUAGCUGGAACACAAGAAGUGUUUAAUGAAUGACUUAUCCAUUUAGGAUCCAUUUAGACCUUAAGGAUAAUCCUGUGAAUUGCUGAUAGUUCACUGGGUUUGGCCCUUAGUGCUGAUUUCAGUAUGCUGCGACGAAAACCAACACGCCUGGAGCUGAAACUUGAUGACAUUGAGGAGUUUGAGAGCAUUCGAAAGGAUCUGGAGACCCGUAAGAAACAGAAGGAAGAUGUGGAAGUUGUAGGAGGCAGUGAUGGAGAAGGAGCCAUAGGGCUCAGCAGUGACCCUAAGAGCCGGGAACAAAUGAUUAAUGAUCGAAUUGGUUAUAAACCUCAACCCAAGCCCAACAAUCGCUCAUCUCAAUUUGGUAGUUUUGAAUUUUAGAGGCGGAUUAUCUUGCAUGCCAGAGCCUUGGAGUGGAAUAAAAUGAUGGCAGAAGUACAAACCAGAUUUAGAGAAUUGAAUGCUUGCAGUCAAGCAGAAUGGUUUACCUCCUGCAGACAGAAAUAUUUCUGCAUGAGAUUAUUGGUGCUUAACUUUCACUCUAAGCUGGAAUCUAGACUCUGGUUUGUUUCUGGAAAAUAUGACUCUAUAAAACCAAUCUGGUUUUGUUUUUAAAAAUAAAUAUAUUUUUGAAAAA
Molecule: messenger RNA, 864 nt
Organism: Carlito syrichta (Philippine tarsier)
Lineage: Eukaryota; Metazoa; Chordata; Mammalia; Primates; Tarsiidae
Gene: CDC26
Product: cell division cycle 26
Exons: 4
Coding region: 351-608 (85 amino acids)
Biological process (GO): protein K11-linked ubiquitination; regulation of mitotic cell cycle; anaphase-promoting complex-dependent catabolic process
Cellular component (GO): anaphase-promoting complex
Source: RefSeq, a predicted model, not a curated record